This is a messenger RNA of Macadamia integrifolia, 1375 nucleotides long. RefSeq lists its product as uncharacterized. Bases 476 to 1159 code for a protein of 227 amino acids. The transcript has 2 exons. NCBI's taxonomy places the organism in Eukaryota, Viridiplantae, Streptophyta, Magnoliopsida, Proteales, Proteaceae. The record is from RefSeq and is a predicted model, not a curated record.
UUCAUCAAACACCACUUUUUUUGUUUUAAAAUGGCAUUUUGACACAGAAACUGAAAAUUCUGUUUUUGACACGAAAUGUCGUUUCUGGAACUGAAUGACUACAAAACGCAACCUUAGUCUCUUCUAUUGUGUUAGACAAGAACUCACCGACUCCUUGGGUUAAGAGAUCUUAUAAAUCAAAUAUUCAAUGUUUCAAGCAUUAUGUGUACACUAUAUAGCUAGGUACCUUAGAAUCCUUUUUAUUGCGUAUAGCCAUAAUCAUCAAUCUUAUCUUACUAAAAAUUUUCUUGUAUUGUUUUUAUGUGUUCAUUUGUAGAUUCUGAAUCUGCUGAAGGGAUCAUUAUUUUCGAAGACACCUCUAACAGAUGUUUUUCUUAGAAAGCGAGGACUUACAUCUGAAGCCCUAAAAUUUGAUAUAGGAGAUGCAUUGCAGUCAAAGAGUAGUGGAAGUACUUUAUUCAGAUUUCCACGAGGUAUGAGUAUGAAGUUAACGAUAAGCAAGUCAAUGAACAAAGCAUCAUAUGCUGAAGCUGGCGAAGACAUGGGUAACUUUCUCCUCAGCUUCCUUACCUUGCCUCUUGGAUGGAUUUUACAACUCUUGGAUGGGAAUUCGUCACUGGGAUCCAUGGACAAUCUGUACAAGACUGUGGAAUGUUCAAAAGUUACAAGGGAUGAUAGUCUAAGGGACCUGCUGCUCCACCCUGGCUUGUGCUGUGGUUCCUACAACCCACUAGGAGUAAAUGAAACUAAUAUGCCUAAUUACUUGUGGUGUACAAGAUAUGAAAAUUUACAGAACAAAGAUAAGCCUUACACUGUCUACCUGACUACUAAGCAGCAAUCUAAUCGUGGUCGUACAAAUCAAUAUAGCCAUCAAUUAUAUUAUAGGUCUCCAACAACUGAAACAACAGGCCGAGGAUUCCUCAAGGGGCCGUCGACUUUCAUGGUGACAGACAAUUUGGGUUUCACUCCACUAGUCUCAAUGUGGAGUCUCUCUCUUCUUAAAAUCAUAGAGGGUCCCCUAGAUGACUUGGAGGUUCGGAUGAUUAGCAUCGGCGAGGAGCAGGCUUUGAAGCUAUUGACGGCUACCCUCUUAACCAAAUCGGUACUGACUGAUGUCUUCGUUAACAUUGGCCUAAAGACUCCCAAGCAAGAAAAGUAAAAACCCUUAUAAGGACAUCAUGGGAUUUAAAAUAGCCUUUAUUGAGUUCAGUGACCUUAAUUUGUGUGGGUCGUUUUAUUUAUUAGUUUGCUCAUCAGAUGUGGACUUGUGUUUGGCAUCGAUGUUAUUCCCCUUAUAGAACAACAUAUUAGUCUAUCGCAUUUCUGUAUUUUGUAUUUAUUUUGGUAGCAAGAAUUUUUAAUUUUAUUGAUCCAA